Molecule: messenger RNA, 932 nt
Organism: Aspergillus homomorphus CBS 101889
Lineage: Eukaryota; Fungi; Ascomycota; Eurotiomycetes; Eurotiales; Aspergillaceae
Product: mitochondrial 54S ribosomal protein mL41
Exons: 2
Coding region: 62-526 (154 amino acids)
Biological process (GO): translation
Cellular component (GO): mitochondrial large ribosomal subunit
Molecular function (GO): structural constituent of ribosome
Source: RefSeq, a predicted model, not a curated record
GCAUUCUCCGCAGUCAUUGAACGCGAAAGGCCCAAGACCGUCGACCGCCCAUAUUUGCACCAUGUUCAAGCCGACCAAGCCGUUGAUGCGCAUGCGCCUGCGCCUGACCACGAAACAGGUCAAUGGCGGUUACUACAAGGGAAACCGGACCGGCGCCAUGGGUUAUUUCGCUAAGAACGGAUCCUACGUGAUCGAUUGGAAGAAAGUCCGCACAUAUGUCGUUCCCGAGGCUUUGGACCAAUUCAAGCUCACCCCGUUCGUCACGAAAGUCAUGGACCCGACGCAAUCCAAGUACAUCCGCGAGAUCGAGAAAAACGACAAGAUGAUUACGAUCGAGCGUGCUCUCGGGGGCAAGGACUAUCUGGAUAUGUGGGCAUUGGACAACGGCCGCGAGGUCCUCGAACAGGAGAUCGCAGACAGGGAGCUCAUAGAACUCGAGCAUCAGAAGGCUCAGAAUGCGGCUCAGAAGGCGACUAAGAAGGCUAGGAAGGCCAAGAAGGCUGCCGCGGCCCAAGCGACUCAAUAGACGACAUCAUGAAACAUUCACACCGAAUUCUCUUCCUUCCCGGGCCACUUCACUUGCCCUGUUUCUGGCCGGCGCAGUCUCCUUGAUCACAGCGGCGACUGAUGAGGUGCUAUGACAGUCACGCCGGGGGACGUUCCGGCUUAUUCUAAGGAUCUACAUCCGCCGACAUGUGUUGGGUUUGUAUCAUAUGUAUAGUAGUUUGUGGUGCUAGAUGAUGGGCGACAUGAUCCACUUGGGCUACAUCGGCUAGGGCGCAGCGAGAAGACAGAUCAUCAUCGCCUUCCGGGUCAGCAUUUCAUCAAUGCAUGUAUUGGUUUUGGGGCGUAUCUCGGGUUUUUUUUUGCCAUUCAGCAAGUGAUUAUACAAUCUUGCUUUCUUCCAAUACAGGACUGUCCAAAAUCGAGUG